Molecule: messenger RNA, 831 nt
Organism: Tachysurus vachellii
Lineage: Eukaryota; Metazoa; Chordata; Actinopteri; Siluriformes; Bagridae
Product: protein PERCC1
Exons: 2
Coding region: 119-823 (234 amino acids)
Source: RefSeq, a predicted model, not a curated record
AACACAGAAGCACGGGGGGCGCGCGCGCUCCACAUUGCCGGUGGGUAUAAAAUGCUCGCGCAGAUAGUCAUGUACAACGGCGAGGCUGAACGGCGCGCGGACCUGCACCGGUGCACGGAUGGCAGCGAGUGUAAUCAGACCCAUGAGUGGAUUCGGACCGAUCCCUACAGCUCGGACCUACUUUAUUUCUGCUGAUGAAGAUGAGCUAGAAGACGAGUAUGAAGAUGAGCUCCGGGACGAAGUGGAGGAUAGUUUUGAGGAGGAAGAGGACGAUUCCCCAGGCGCUGAGUCUCAAGUCACAGAUCCACAAGUUUCUGAUGUGUACAGUGAGAUCGCCACAGAUCGCCUCCUACGCUUUGCCGAGCUCAUCAGCAGCGACGUGCAGCGUUAUUUCGGACGCAGCCAAGACUCAGACACGUGCGACAUCUACACAGGAAGGUCACGUCAUGAGAUCACGGUCCGGCAGCUCUGCUAUUCUAACAUCCUCCAAACGGCUUCCUCAGAGCCGGGGGACGAGCCGAAAAACCUCGGGCCGCUCGCAGAACUCUUCCAGAGCGCUCAGGUAAAGAAGCAGGGAUUACCCAUGAUUCAGAGGCGUCUGCCCAGCAGCUUCUGGACCGAGCCUCGACCUGAACAUCUCUGUGUCACUGCUAAUGUUCCAGACAUGGUGACUUGCUCCACAGAAACAAUGAACCCAAACAGCAGCAUACCGGUGAUUAGUAUGAGCAGCUCCACUACUCCAGACUUCAGUGACUUACUUGAGCACUGGGCUUCAGACAAAGAAACCUGCAGUGCCUACAGCUGUGAAUACCAGCUUCCCUAAGAGCAGCA